Messenger RNA from Trifolium pratense (red clover), 1001 nucleotides. Its product is annotated as protein CONSERVED IN THE GREEN LINEAGE AND DIATOMS 27, chloroplastic. The transcript has 7 exons. The coding region runs from base 1 to 939 and encodes 312 amino acids. NCBI's taxonomy places the organism in Eukaryota, Viridiplantae, Streptophyta, Magnoliopsida, Fabales, Fabaceae. The record is from RefSeq and is a predicted model, not a curated record.
AUGAUUAGAUUAAAUUUCCACUGUUCUCUAAUUCCAAAUGGAAGACAAACCAGACCAAGCAGUAACCAUGGUUCAUUCAUCAUCCAAAACACCAGAGCUUCAAAAUUCUCUCAACAGGUUUCCAUCAAAGUUAAGGCCAUAAAAGGUGAGAUGAAUGGAGAAACAAAUGGAUCUUCAGGAAGUAGCUGGGACCCUGGAUUGGAAAUUGAAGUCCCUUUUGAACAAAGACCGGUAAAUGAGUACUCAUCUCUGAAGGAUGGCAUGCUGUAUUCAUGGGGCGAACUGGGUCCAGGAUCGUUCUUUCUUCGCCUUGGAGGUCUCUGGUUGGCAGUAUUCACAGUCCUUGGAGCGCCAAUUGCAGCUGCAAGCUUUAAUCCUUCAAGAGAGCCUCUGAGAUUUAUACUAGCUGCUGGAACAGGAACACUCUUCAUUGUGUCUUUAAUUAUCUUGAGGAUUUAUCUGGGGUGGAGUUAUGUUGGUGAUAGACUUCUGUCUGCAGUCAUUCCUUAUGAAGAAAGUGGAUGGUAUGACGGGCAGAUGUGGGUCAAGCCGCCUGAGAUCCUAGCUCGUGAUAGAUUAUUGGGCUCUUACAAGGUUAAACCAGUUGUUAAACUGCUGAAACAGACUCUAGUUGGGACUGGAGCGUUACUUGUUACCGGAGUUAUGCUAUUUAUCUUUGCUACACCAGUGGAGAAUUUUUUUCGUUCCACCUUUACCACAGAAGAAAAUAAAUCAACUGCCCAAGUUUCCAAAGUCAAUACAAAGUUCAGCCUAAGAAAAGAGGAGUUGCUUAAAUUGCCUGCCGAUGUGAAAGCCGACGACAAUCUUGCAGCUGCUGCUGCUGAGGCUGCUGAUGGAAGACCAGUAUACUGUAGAGAUAGGUUUUAUCGAGCAUUAGCAGGAGGCCAGUACUGCAAAUGGGAGGAUCUGCUCAAGUAAAAGACAAAAAGGAUGCACACAUAUAAUUUCAUAUAGUAAAAGCAGUUUAUCAUUUGUUACAA